AUGGAACAACCCAAAUCAGUUCUCACGAUGACAGGCAGAUUUGCGAAUGAAAUAUUGAGCUUCAUUAUCUUCACUCUAUUAGACAUCCUCGAUUUCUUGUUAUGUUAUGUUUACAAAAUACUAGAUUAUCUAAUCGAAGCAGAAUGGAAACCGUGUUAUUGUUCUUCUGAGAAAGAAGCCAUUACCAGCAGUGGCAAGAUCUUAGUCUCCGAACAUGGAGAAUCAAAAAUUUUGUACCUCACUCCCACCAAGUUACGGCUCGAGGAAAUCUCAGACACGCUCUAUACUCGCCCUUCAUUGGUGUCCGAGGUUUCAAAAUCGACCGUGGAUGAGCUAAAGAGGGUGAAAACAGAAGGCAAUAGUAUGAUACAAUCCCGAGAAAAAAUCGACAAGAGAGGAGGAACUAUUCGAUCCACAUUCACCAUUAACUCCACCAUCGUCGAAAUGUUACAAGGGAGGAUACAGAAACUUCCUAUUCCCAGAUGGUCGGAUUGCGAUUGCAAAACCUGCACUUGCUGGACUUCUUGCAAAGAAUCACUAUUCGUCAAAGCUGACGGAGCUAAAGAAAAUGUGCAAGAAGAUGUUUUGUUCAUUCAUGGAUUCAUCUCGUCGUCUGCAUUCUGGACCGAAACAUUAUAUCCAAACUUCUCAAAGACUACGAAAUCAAAGUACAGGUUACUCGCAGUGGAUCUGCUCGGUUUUGGGAAGAGUCCGAAGCCAAACGAUUCUCUUUAUACUCUAAGAGAACAUUUAGACAUGAUUGAGAAGUCUGUUCUUGAGGAAUACAAAGUGAAAUCUUUUCACAUUGUGGCACAUUCAAUGGGUUGCAUUUUGGCUCUUGCACUUGCUGUCAAUCAUCCUGCAUCUGUCAAGUCCCUAACUCUACUUGCACCACCAUAUUUUCCGGCACCGAAGGGUGAACAACCAUCACAAUAUAUGAUGAAAAGGGUGGCACCACGUCGAGUUUGGCCACUGAUCACGUUUGGGGCAUCGUUAGGUUGCUGGUACGAGCACAUCGGUCGAACCGUUUCCCUAGUGCUAUGCAAGAACCACCGUCUGUGGGAAUUUCUCACCAAACUUUUCACCAGAAACAGGAUAAGAACAUACUUGAUGGAGGGGUUCUUCUGUCACACGCACAUCGCAGCAUGGCAUACGCUGCACAACAUAAUAUGUGGCACCGCCGGACUAAUGGAAAGAUACUUGCACGAGGUUAAGAAUGUGGUAAAGUGCGACGUGAAUAUAUUCCACGGUAAAGAUGAUGAACUCAUUCCAGUCGAGUGCAGUUACAGCGUUAAAUCAAUAAUUCCCCGAGCUAGAGUUAAGGUUGUCGAAAACAAAGAUCACAUCACAAUAGUUGUCGGAAGGCAGCAGGCCUUUGCUAGGGAACUCGAGCAGAUAUGGAGAAAUGCAAGCGCAAUUUAA
Fraxinus pennsylvanica is the source of this 1422-nucleotide messenger RNA. NCBI's taxonomy places the organism in Eukaryota, Viridiplantae, Streptophyta, Magnoliopsida, Lamiales, Oleaceae. The record is from the annotation of a GenBank genome assembly.